Messenger RNA from Phascolarctos cinereus (koala), 4714 nucleotides. RefSeq names its product polypeptide N-acetylgalactosaminyltransferase 16 (gene GALNT16). Gene Ontology annotation, cellular component: Golgi apparatus. Gene Ontology annotation, molecular function: polypeptide N-acetylgalactosaminyltransferase activity. Gene Ontology annotation, biological process: protein O-linked glycosylation. The record is from RefSeq and is a predicted model, not a curated record. Lineage: Eukaryota; Metazoa; Chordata; Mammalia; Diprotodontia; Phascolarctidae.
CCUAACCUAGCAAGCCACCUCUUCUCUAGUUUACUCCAGCUCCCAGACAGCACUGGGGUUCUCAACAUGAGAAGGAUCCGCGCUAAUGCCAUCGCAAUCCUGACUGUCGCCUGGAUCUUAGGCACUUUCUAUUACUUAUGGCAGGACAACAGAUCCCAUUCAGCAUCCUCCAGCCGAUCUCCUAGCAGCAGCGGAGGUGGCAGGAACGUACAGAGACCAGCUGGUAGGCUGGAACUCCACAGAGAAGACCGGACUAUCCCCCUCAUUGUAACCAAAAUCCCUACAAGAGGCUUUGAUGAGAAAGCAUACCUGGCCUCCAAGCUGUUAAAGGCCGGCGAGGAUCCCUACAGGCAGCAUGCCUUCAAUCAGCUGGAAAGUGACAAGAUAAGCAGUGACCGCCCCAUCCGGGACACUCGCCAUUACAGAUGCACAUCUGUGCACUAUGCCUCAGACCUGCCAGCUACCAGCAUUGUUAUUACUUUCCACAAUGAAGCCCGAUCCACCCUUCUGCGAACAGUGAAGAGUGUUUUGAAUCGCACCCCUGCCAACCUGAUCCAGGAGAUCAUUUUAGUGGAUGACUUUAGUUCUGAUUCUGAAGACUGCCUGCUGUUGACCAGGAUCCCUAAAGUCAAAUGUCUCCGCAACGAUCGGCGUGAGGGGUUGAUCCGUUCCCGUGUUCGAGGGGCUGAGGUGGCAAUAGCAGAUAUCCUUACCUUCCUGGAUAGCCACUGUGAGGUGAACAGUGAGUGGCUUCAGCCCAUGCUCCAGAGAGUGAAGGAGGACUAUACGCGGGUGGUCAGCCCCAUCAUUGAUGUCAUCAGCCUGGAUAACUUUGCAUACCUGGCAGCAUCUGCUGACCUUCGGGGAGGAUUUGACUGGAGUCUUCAUUUCAAAUGGGAACAAAUACCCAUAGAACAGAAAAUGUCCCGGACAGACCCCACCCAGCCAAUUCGAACACCCGUCAUAGCUGGAGGAAUCUUUGUGAUUGACAAGGCCUGGUUUAACCACUUGGGAAAAUAUGACACUCAGAUGGACAUCUGGGGCGGGGAGAAUUUUGAGCUCUCCUUCCGGGUGUGGAUGUGUGGUGGGAGCUUAGAGAUUGUCCCCUGCAGCCGAGUGGGCCAUGUCUUCAGGAAACGGCACCCAUAUGACUUCCCAGAGGGUAAUGCCCUCACAUACAUAAAGAAUACCAAGCGCACUGCAGAAGUCUGGAUGGAUGAGUACAAACAAUAUUACUACGAAGCCCGGCCAUCUGCCAUUGGAAAAUCCUUCGGCAGUAUAGCUGACCGAGAGGAACAGAGGAAGAAAAUGAACUGCAAGUCCUUCCAGUGGUACCUGGAAAAUGUCUAUCCGGAGCUCAAGAUCCCAGAGAAGGAGCUGAUUCCUGGGAUCAUUAAGCAAGGAACAAAUUGCUUGGAAUCCCAGGGCCAGGACACAGCAGGCAACAACCUGGUUGUUGUGGGGAGCUGCAGAGGGACGUCAAACAAUCCUCUUAUGACUCAGGAGUGGGUAUUCAGUGAUCCUGUCAUCAGGCAACAGGACAAGUGUCUCUCCAUCACAUCUUUCUCUACAGGGUCACAAGUCACACUGGAGGCCUGCAACCAGAAAGAUGGCAGACAGAAAUGGAAGAUGAAAGGUUCUUUUAUCCAGCACUUUGUCAGUGGCCUCUGUUUGGAGAACCAAUCCCCACAAGUGGUGACCGGACUGUGCCAGGUGGAUUCACCUGCCCAACAGUGGGAGCUAAUGCAAGCCACAUGAUGGUAGCCCCAGGGACCUCAUCAUUCCUUUUUGCAUGAGACUUUGGGGCUGGAAUGGGGUUAGGGUGGGGGAGUGUCAAGCCGGGUUGUUUUCAUCUUGUUAACGUUUCUGUUGGGAUCAUCAACAAACAUUGCCACCAUGUUAAGUGUUUUUCCAAAGCUCACAUUGGGGGAAGGAGGGAGGCAGUGGCACGUCCAUGGACUCCCUGCCCCCAGCAGUUCUACCUGUACUCCUAGCCUUACUCCUGGUAGAGGAAAUGGUAAGGACUAUGGACUGUGACUGGCAAACUCAAAGACUGGGCAGAGUUGGGGGUGGCACUUUGCCCUUUUCUUAUUUACCAUCCCUGUAGACAUCCCUGACUCUAGUGCUCCUACGCCUAGUUUAUCCACAAUGAGGGAUGACAAUUUGUAUGUGAACAUGUAGGUGAUAUUAUUGUGUGGGGACAGGAAGGCCUAACUCCUCUGUGGUGCAGCUGGCCCUGACUGGGGUCCUAGACUACAGAAGGGCUGUAAGGUAACAGGAUGGGAGGGGUGAAGAGAAUCAUAAUAUGGGGAAGAAAUGAUUGAAAAAUGGGAUGACCACCAGAGGUGAUGGGUCAAGGGUAUAGGAUGAGGGAAAAGCCCAGGGUUAUCAGUGCAGAGUCUGCACAGGAGAAAUCCCAGGACCAUCGUGGGAUGCUUAAAACGAGUAAAGAGGCAACCCUAGAAAGCAUAAAAAUGGAUAAGUUGCUGAAGGGGGUAAGAGAGACAAGAGGUAAAAUCCCAACUGAGGCCCUUUCGUUUAGAGGUAGUUUCUCCCUCGUCAGUACCAUCCUGGAUCUUCUGGGUUGAGAGCUGUUUUGUUCCAAUUCCUGUCAGGUUGGAAAAGACCAUUUAGUAAGAAGGCUUAAAAGGCCAGCUCAUUAAACUGUUCCUGGUGACUCUUCCUUUAGGGCUUGAGCAAUUUCCCCUCAGUUUUAAUUUCUUAACCCCCAUUCUCUAUGCUGGAAUCCUCAAGGACAGUGGUCUCCAAAUAUUUUUGAUCCUGCAUCCUUAUAAGUUUAAAACAGAAAAUCAACAACUCCCCCUUUUGUUUUUUAUAAAAUAGCAGAUAUUCUAGGGGGAGGGGAGGAGUUUCCAAUGGUACCUGUACAGCUACUACCAUGGGUACCCAGGUGAGGGUUAAAUUAUAACCAUUCUGAGGGGCUGUUGUACUAUGAUGAGCGAAGGGUAGGUGUGGUUGUUUUGGAGACAAGCCCCAUGGGCUAUCCUAAGGAGGACAGGAUUUGACCUAUCUUCCCACAUUUCCAUUGGUUGGCCAAAGACUCCUUAAAGGCAAGCCCUCCCCCCCACCAGCUCCUUUGGGAUCAUGCCACACACCCCCAGGGGGGUCCACACCCCGCUUUAGAGACAAUUGCUCUGGGAGACACUCUUAAAAGGAGCUGGACCUUGAAAGAGUUUAAGUGACUACUUAACAUAUGCAUCCCAGCUCUCCUCCCCACCAGCCACUUUCCCCCAACCUCCAUAUGCGACUCGUGCCUUCCGAAAGGUCAAGAAGUUCCAAGGCUACUCCAAGCCCUGCUGUUAUUGAAGGACUGAUGUAGAAGAGCCAACCUUGGGAGCUCUGGUUGAGAAAAGGAAGCUCCCACUUCCUUCCCUUCCCUACAUCUUGGCCUCCUUUUAGAGUUCCUCCUUCCCCUCCCCUCCACAACUACAUCUUCACAUUGAGCCAGGAAGGUAUAUCCUUAGGGGUUCUCUCUGGUGGCCAAAUGCUGUGUGUCUACUUCAUAGUCUCCUCAUGAUUUUUUCCUUAGAACAAAAUUCCACAGGGCUGCCUUCCUCCUGGGUUUAGACAUCACCCAGGUACUACCAGGGCCCAGCAAGAAGUAUAGCUUUGUCCAGCUCUAGACCUUUCUAGAUGGAAAACACAAGCUCUUCUUGAAGUGCCCUCAUUUUGCUUUCUUCUUGAUGUCUAUAGCACAGACUUAUCACAUCUACUCCCUGGCCUGUAUCAUUCAUCUGAAUGGUAUCCAAAGGUUCUAUGAUAGCAAAUGCUCGUGUUGUAUGGGGGAGUGUCUCAACGGGUUUUUCUUUUUCUGAGCUAUCACUUAGAGGAUAUAGCCCCCUUGAGGGGAAUGUCGUCAGUGUCCUACCAUACUUAUGUUAUAGAAAUGUGUUCCCAGCAACUCCAUCGGGGGAGGGCAUAAUCAUGUUGUCCCCAUACCUCUCAGCCACAGUAUGACCUUUGGUGUGGGGCAGUGUUUGCCCACGGAACUCCAAUGUUAAGUGUGAUAUUGUUUCAUCAUUCUUGUCCCUCUUGGUGAAUUAACGCCACCCAAUCCAGUCUAAUCCAAUCCAACUUCAUUCAACAGACUUGCAUUAUGCCCCUACUAUAUAAAGAGUGCUGCUCUCAACACAAUGGACAGCCUUCAUUUGAUUUGGACCACGUGUUUAGUAGAAAAAUUAAUAAAGUUCUGAAGCAUCUCAGGAUAGAUUGUAGGAGGAAAUGCUUUUAUGUAGAGUUUGGAUUGACGUGAUGAGAAACACUGUCUCAUGAGCUAUUUCCAAGGGUCCCAAAUUUGUUCCCAGUGGUCAUGUCAGAAGGCUCAGAGCUGCUUUGUUUUUGUUCUUCUCAACCAAAGCAUGUGCUACUUAGCUGUCCUUGAGGAACUUGUCUCUAUGAAUGCCUGGAAUAAAUCCCUUCUCAAACACCUGUGUACACCACCUUCCUUGGCUCCCACAUAGCCUCUGCAUUGAUGUAUAUUCCACCCUGCCCAGGACUACUUAACCUCCUAGUUGGUAGUCAGCUGCUUCCUGAACUGAUUUUUCUCAGUGAUAUCUCAGUGAUAUCCACGCCUUUGGGUGGGGUUCCCAUAGUGUUUUGCAAGUGCUGCACAAUUCCUGGAGCCCAGUGGAAGAGAGGAGGUUUGAGAAUAAUGAUGAUGACAAUGAUAAUAAAUGAUACCUUGCAACAACAA